AUGGAAUAUAGUCCUAGUUCUUCAACUUCUCCGAUUAUUAUUGAAAAGUGUCAAGUAUGCGGUUUUGAAGGUCAUGGAUAUCAUUUUGGAGCAUUCACUUGCAGGGCGUGUGCAGCUUUUUUCCGAAGAUGUCAUCUAGCUGCAACAACAGAGCAUAGAAAAUGUCGAAACAAAUACUCGACGUGUGUACCGAAUAGAAAUGGAAAAUGGUUUUGUAAAAAAUGCAGAUUUGACAGAUGCAACAAAUUAGGAAUGUCUUCAGCCAAUAUUCAGUACGACCGCGAUAUAUUCAAAAUUGCAAUACAACCAGGAUCUUUAGCUGAAUCUGAAGUUAAAAUGAAAAUUCGGAAGGAUAGAGUGCAGUCACCAGCGAUGAAUGAUACACGGCCAGAAGACGCCCUUCUGAUACAAAUAGUUCACACAAUUGAUGAAGAAGAAACUCUACCGUAUAUUGAUACAUCAGAACUUGUCGAGAAAGCUAUAUCUACAAUUCUUACACCCAAUGUAGUGCAUAGUUCUAAAAGAAUGAGUGAUUUGGAGAAACUGACCAAGGGAUUCGUAGAGUUUCAGACAAGUCAAAAACAAGAAAUGUCUGAAAUUUCAUCACUUUCCUCGACGGAUUACAUGAAAGAUUUCGAAAGAAGUAUGUGUGGAUCUGCGAAUUGGUUGGCAUGUUCAGAUCGAAUACAAAGCUUUGAUGAUGAACUCAAAGUAGAACUACUGAAGUCUGUUUGGUGGAUUUGGGGAAGAUUGGAGAGAAUGUCCAUGACAGCGAAGAUGAGAGCGGAGGGGAGUUGUGGCAAAAAACAAUUCUUGUUUUCUCCGGAUGGAUUCGUUGACUAUGAUAGGAUGUCCCCAGAAAUGAGUUGUUGGUCAAAACGUAAAUUUGAAGAGAUGAAGUUUUUCUUUGUUCCCAGAGAAAUAUUUUACGAUGAUGUCAUUUGGAGCAUUAUUGAAACAGAUCCUGAUGAUAUGGAGUUAACUUUUAUUGUUUGUUGCAUUUGCUUUCAAGUCGCAGGAAAACAUUUCGGUGGACAGAUUCAGGAAAAAUUAGAAAAAUUUCAAGAUGUUUUGUCGAACGAUCUUCAUGAAUACUACAUGAAAAACAAUAAGCGUAUGUAUCUUUUGAGGCUGAAAAAGUUGAUGAAAAUUCAAGAACAAUUUCUCAAACUUCGGAAUUCGCGACUCGAGAAGUAUGAGGUCGCUGGUGUUUUCAAAAUGUUCGGCGCUUCAUUUUCACAUCCUGAAUUCUUCUGUUUCACACCCUAA
Caenorhabditis remanei is the source of this 1269-nucleotide messenger RNA. RefSeq lists its product as uncharacterized. The coding region runs from base 1 to 1269 and encodes 422 amino acids. Gene Ontology annotation, biological process: regulation of DNA-templated transcription. Gene Ontology annotation, molecular function: sequence-specific DNA binding; zinc ion binding; DNA-binding transcription factor activity. Lineage: Eukaryota; Metazoa; Nematoda; Chromadorea; Rhabditida; Rhabditidae. The transcript has 7 exons. The record is from RefSeq and is a predicted model, not a curated record.